Molecule: messenger RNA, 617 nt
Organism: Zingiber officinale
Lineage: Eukaryota; Viridiplantae; Streptophyta; Magnoliopsida; Zingiberales; Zingiberaceae
Product: Bowman-Birk type proteinase inhibitor-like
Exons: 2
Coding region: 38-415 (125 amino acids)
Cellular component (GO): extracellular region
Molecular function (GO): serine-type endopeptidase inhibitor activity
Source: RefSeq, a predicted model, not a curated record
AGGCCACUGAGAGCCUCCAACGAACCGAAAAGAAGAAAUGAAGCGCGAUCUCUUGGUUCUCGUCCUGGCCCUCGCGUCGGCGGCGGCCCCUGCGGCCGUCCUCUUCACCACCGCCGCCGCACCCAACACCGCCAUCUCGGAGCUCGAAGGGGCGGCGGCGACUGCAGUGGCGGCGGAUAAGACCAUCAGAGUCCGGCGGACGUGGCCGUGUUGCGACCGAUGCGGCGGCUGCUCCAUCAAUUCCGAUCUGCCGGAGUGCCAGUGCCACGACCUGGUGCGGCGGUGCCACGCCUCGUGCCGGAGCUGCGUCCGGUCGCCGCUCAGCGUGGAGCCUCCUCUGUUUCAGUGCACCGACCGCAUCCCCGGCUACUGCCGCCGCCCGUGCAACUCCGACCACGCCCUCCAAAUCCUUUAGUCUAAGUCCUGUAGCGGCGAUCAAUCUUUCAAAAGAAAAACUGCAAUUUUUGUAAAUUUUAAGACCUCAGUCCUCAAGAACGGAGCAAAUAUCAUUUCAUGUCAUUGGAGUUUCAUCCUUUUUAGAAAACAAUGCUCUUAUAUAUAUAAAAUUACAAAAAUAAGCCUAAAGAAUAAGAAUAUUCUCAUAGGCUAUUUUGAAA